CGGUCCAACACCCGCAUCCCACAGCAACGUCGAAUCACAAGAUGCAGAUGCUCUACUUCAGCGAAGUCUAGCUCUCGGUGCCAGAACCUUCCCAUGCAACCCAUCUCCCAUCAGCAGCAGCUCGCCUGGCAACCCAUUUCUCAUCAGCAGCACCUCUUCAGGCAAACUAUCUCCCAUCAGCAGCACAUCCCCAGUCAACUAACUUCCCGUCAGCAGUACAUCCCCAGCCAACCAAUCUCUUGACAGCACACCUCCCCAGGCAACUAUCUCUCAUCAGCGCGCCGCAACCGAUCUCCCACCUUCAGCAGUAUAUCCGGGCAAUCAAUCGCUCAUCAGCAGCACCUCUCCGCCCACCAAUAUACCAUCAGCAGCAUCUCUUCGGGCAAGUCAUCCCCCAUGAGCAGCAGAAACACUACGAGAAGAGGCCGCCACACCACGUCCUACUGUGCGCUGUACUCUGGAUAGAGAGAGUGCUCGACUGACCAAAAUGGCCGUCCGACGCACUAACGCCACCUCUACUCUCACUGGCGGCGGCAGGACUGACGAGCUGGAAAGCCAUCGUAGGCUUCAGUCUUCGCCGCAUGAAUUCUCCGCCGCCAGCAUACAGAGUGCAAGCCCGUUCCGGUGUCGGCGGCCACGUAAUUUCUCCAUGGGAUGGUGGGACACGGUAAUCGAUCAUGAUCCUAAUAUGGAACUGGCGUUGGGCUUCGUACCAGACGUGACAGCUGGAGCGAGAGACAUGUGGGGACUGGAAGAGCAGAUUGCUCCGGAUUCUUCCUCGUCCUUAUCAGGUUCUCUGGGUCUCUUCCGCUGCUCAUGCCGCUGGCGGCCAGGAUGUAGGAGCCGGACAAAUUGGUUGAUGAAGUGGGGAUGCUGCUUUACGGAAUUGGUGCGGGUGAUUAUCUUCGUCGCACUUGUUAUCCUGUCAGGAAAGGACGUCAAGAUGCCACCCGCAGGAAACACUUGUUAAAGGACCUGCAGGCGGAUCUGCCAGGAUAGAUGUCGUACGGCCGGGUGCCUUGGAGCGUCCCUGUUGGUGCAUAUAGAAUAGUGCAACUCAUAUGCAAUCGUAGAUUUGUCGACAUAUUGCCCAUCAAAUUAGUCAUGGUAUUCCAGGUACUGCCAAGCCAUGUUGACCUGGCUGCUACGCGGUGAAGUGCAUAUGUUCCAGGACAACAGGCUGCUACCAUCUAGGAGGUAGGAGGUAAGAGG
Sphaerulina musiva SO2202 is the source of this 1212-nucleotide messenger RNA. RefSeq lists its product as uncharacterized. The transcript is spliced from 2 exons. Lineage: Eukaryota; Fungi; Ascomycota; Dothideomycetes; Mycosphaerellales; Mycosphaerellaceae. The record is from RefSeq and is a predicted model, not a curated record. Bases 488 to 970 code for a protein of 160 amino acids.